GGUCAUGACCUCAAGUUGUUGAGGUAUAUGCCCAAAAGCUAGUGUUUUGCCUUUUGAUUCAAAACAAAGUACAUCAAAAACGUAGACAAUGUUCGACAACAAAAAGAUUUUUGAUGAAAAAAGUGAUGUGACUAUAACUGACAAAGUUUCGAUAAUAAACUUGAUGCAACAGGCUGCGAAAAUAUGAAUCUCAGAUUUUGUUGAUAAAGUUUAUGCUAAACUGCAGGUUAAUUUAAAUUGAUCUAGUGUGACUUCGGAUUUCGUCUAAUAAUAAUGCAAUUUAAGGAGGGUUCACUUCAGUGCCCUGCAAAGGUUUUUGCUCUAUGUACAUACUAACUGACAGUGUGGAGGUCAGGAAAUCAACUUAGAUUAUAAUUUUCAUAACUGUGUACCGGUAGCAUAACGUCAGUGGUGUUAAUUCGUGACUGAUUGAUGCGAAUAGUAAUGAAUCGCACUAAAGGAACAACAAUGAUUAUUACUAUUAAUGGUAAUAAUCAUUUACUUAAAUGGCUCAGUUAUCACGGAUCACAGUACAUGCAUGUGGGAGACUACAUGAAUCUGACUGCAAAGUAAAUGCUCGCAAAAAUUAGCCAUUCGGAACGCAAACACAUCUUUUUCGAUUUUCAAUGGCACGUGCCCUACAAAUAUUAGUAUAUUUUUUCUCAAAACAGUGUUUUAAAAUGGUAUUUGGUUUGUAGCCAGAUUACUAGCGUUUCUUGUUAGAGGUCGUUGGUUUAUCUUACCUAUUUUAUUUCGUAACGGGAUUCGAUUUCAUACUCAUGCUCAGCUACACAAGAUUCACACUGAGAAUCUUAACACAUCCACACCCCACCUGCCUGCGAAAUCCAAUUAUACAGUUCAUCUAGCAACUGUUUAAUAAUACUUCACAGGCUCCUCCAAAUUGCUUUCGUACAAUCUCGUUUAGAUUUGGAACAAUGAAGUUAUUUAUUUGUCCCAUUAUUCAGAAGUUAUAAUUGUAAUCGCGUAAAGUGCUACAUCGCCUCCCUCUUCAUGUUGUGUCUAAAUGAUUACCGUUUGUCGUCGAUACGUGUUUACACAGUAAUUUACUACUCACAAUCCUUCAUUUAAGGUAUUUGGAAGUGAGCAUAUUGUCCCAGGAAUCAAGCUGAAUGCAAUUUAUUUAAUUUUAGUGGAUACGAUGAACUAACUAAUGAGGACCGAAGUAUUACUCGUUUAAAAUACUCUUCAUCUAUUAUUCUUUAGGUUGUGAUAUAUAUAUAUAUAUAUAUAUAUAUAUAUAUAUGUUCUUAGUGGUCUUUAGAGUUAUGAAAAAUUGAAUGCAGCUCUGGCUGUUGACAUUAAUAUGUCUAGUGCUAUCAUAAAUGCACAGAGAUAAUUAUGCACAAGCUACCUGCGUUGAAAUGUAUGUUGGUAGUAGCAUUUUGAAUUUAGCAUACACGUUACGUUGUAUGUUGAUGUCGGUAUAACGCUUCAUGCUUCAAUGAACUCGGUUAAAUGCCUUAAGUUGGUCACAACCAGAUCAAAAAUCUUGCACUGCUUAAUAGAGGAUAGUUUGGUUGCGAAAUCUACAGUGUAUCGAUUUUCAACCAGACCCGGAUCGAUUUCAAAUUCCGUAAAGACAACUGCGCAGUCAAAACCGUCAUCCUUUGUUGGUAAACAUGCACCACUGAUUCUUACAAAGUCAGCUGUAGCUCGAGCUCUGCAGCUCUUGCAAAUGAAUCCAGAAGCCACAGGAUUACGCAUUGGAGUUAGGACCCGUGGAUGUAAUGGCUUGUCAUAUACUUUGGACUUUUGUUUUGAAGGACGCCAACCGGGAGAUGAAGUUGUAGAACAAGAUAAUGUCCGCAUUUUCAUUGAUCGGCGAGCUCAGCUGACGUUACUAGGUACUGAAAUGGACUAUCAGCAGGACGUACUAUCAAGUCAAUUUGUUUUUAAUAACCCUAAUAUUAAAGGCACAUGUGGGUGCGGAGAGAGCUUUAGUGUAUAGAUUUCGAUUCUUAAUUGUGAUUUAGCACCCGUGUGUACUUCCAGAUAUGUAUUAAAUUAAUUCAAUUUAUUCUUUAGUAAAUGUUUUCUGUUUACUUAUGUUUUUAUAUUUCAUCGUACGAAAGUCAUAAUACCCAGCUUAUAAGAAAUAUGUUGACUGUUACUUAACAGAUAAUCACAUAUUUAUUAGAAGUGCACUAAGCUUUUUUUACGUAUUUCAGUGCUUGUUUGUGUAGUAGUUUAUUGAUUACAGCACAUCUCUAGUUUCAAUAACCGGGUAGCAUUACUACCACGCCAAAAUUGGGAUUCAGGGCUGAGUGCACGAAUCCUAAUAUGGUAACUGAGUUUUGUAGUUUAUCACUAUUUAUUUUAACACAUAGAUAUUGGUACAAGGAGGCACCAAAUACAUAUGCACCA
This is a messenger RNA of Schistosoma bovis, 2385 nucleotides long. The record is from the annotation of a GenBank genome assembly. Lineage: Eukaryota; Metazoa; Platyhelminthes; Trematoda; Strigeidida; Schistosomatidae.